GCGUUCGUUUAUUCGUUCAUUCGCUACUCGCUCGGUAAAAAAGAUUAAGAUCUCUGUUCUUCGCGAGAUGAGACAGAAAAAGAAGGAGUUAAAGUGGGGAAGAGAAGACGAAAAGAGAGAUCGAGUUAGAGAAGAAGUAUAUACGAGCAUCACUUCAUCGUGAUCACUCGCGUCGCGAGGUCGGCUGAGUGUGCACGUAUUCGUAUUUCUCGUUAUUAUUUCAUUCUUAUUACGGCUUCUUUGGCCGACAGCUCGUGGGUGUGUACAUCGGUGUCUCUCUCUUUCUCCACGAAUUUCAUCAACUAGACGAACAGAAAGAAAUAGAAAAGAGAAGGAUAGAAUAAAAGAGAAGGAAAACUCAAAGAGUUCUUCAAAAGUUUUCUGCGAUCAUGGCCGGAUAUGCUUGGGUAACAUUGGCCACAAACGAUGCCUAUUCUUUGGGAGCAUUGGUAUUGGCGCAUUCUUUGCGCCGAGUUGACACCAAACACGAGCUUGCAGUUUUGGUCACUACAGGAGUAACGAGUAUGAUGAGAGAAAAAUUGGCAGCGGUAUUCAAUUUGGUACAGGAAGUAAACGUUCUCGAUUCGAAAGACGAAGCUAAUCUGGCACUUUUGGCAAGGCCAGAGUUGGGUAUCACAUUUACGAAAUUACAUUGUUGGAGGCUAACUCAAUACGAAAAAUGCGUGUUUGUAGACGCUGAUACGCUUGUGGUAAGAAACUGUGACGAGUUAUUCGAACGUGAAGAAUUAUCAGCCGCACAUGACGUUGGUUGGCCAGAUUGUUUCAAUUCCGGUGUAUUUGUGUACAGACCAUCUCAACAAACGUUCGCUUCUAUUACUGCCUUUGCAGCAGCUAAAGGUUCUUUUGAUGGGGGUGAUCAAGGGUUAUUAAAUAUGUACUUUAAUGAUUGGGCACGAAAAGAUAUAUCGAAACAUUUACCAUUCAUCUACAAUAUGUGCUCUACGGCAUCCUAUUCUUAUCUUCCCGCUUUUAAACAAUUUGGUGAAGAUGUUAGAAUAAUACACUUCAUUGGAAUCACAAAACCAUGGUUACAGUAUUUUGAUACUCUGACCGGUAUCGUACAACCACCAUCAGGCAUGAAUCAUUUGCAACCAUUGCUGCAAUUAUGGUGGAAUAUCUUUUGCGAAAAAGUGCAUCCGCAGUUAUCACCUGUUAUGGCUGGUCUUGCUGGUGCAUUAGCUCAAAUGACAUUGGGAGAACCAAGGAGUGCAGAACAAAUUGCUUUAGAAGAACACAUGAGGAAACAAAGUUGGGAACAAGGUCAAAUUGAUUAUAUGGGUCGCGACAGUUUCGAUAAUAUAUGGAAAAAAAUUUGCGAAACGCUUUCAUCAACUUCAAGGCAACCUUCUCCGCCUAAAACAACCGCUCAGGAUGAGGUAAAAACUGAUAAAACAGAAGAAACAACUAAAAAAGAAAGUACCGAUUCUGUGCCUAAGUCUGAAGGCAGCGAUGAUAUUAAAAGUCCGACAAAAGCUGAAACAACUAGUGAUCUGAGCGUAAAACAAUCUUUGAUUUGUAAUAUUCCUAAGGAUGAUAUUUCACAAAAAGAAACGUCUGAAAUGCUUAUAAAAGAUGAAUCUGCUGAUAUUAAUAAACAAAGUUCCUCCGUAUGUGAAGAAGUCGAUUUAAAAGAAUCAAAAGAAAUUUCUGAAGCAGAUGCAGGAUUACUUGUGACACAAACUACCAAAGAAACAGAUUUACCUUCCUUAUCUUCUGAUCAAACGACGAUUUUAAAAGAAAAUUUAUUAAUAGAUCCGAUACAAGACGUUACUGUUAAAGAAGAAUUAAAUAAAAAAACAGUGGAAGAAGAAAAUGUUGAUAUUCAAACAAAUGUAGACAAAGUAGAAGAAUCGAGUAUUGAACAAGAUACAAAAUGUUCUUCUGUGUGUGCUUCUGAAAUUAUGCUUACUAAUCCUGUACCAAUACAAGUAGUGGAAUCAGUUUUACAAGCUGAACCGAAAGAAUCUGUUUCGCAAGAUCUAAAAUUAAUAACAGAAGAAGUAAUUUCCUCUACGGUUGCACCUCUUCAAGAAUCUGUAGUAGCUUUUUCUGAAACACCAGUUGAAUUAACUGAUAGAACGCAAUUAUGCGAUUCAACUUUAUUAGUAUCAUCGAACGAAGCUGCUAAUAUAAUAAAUCCAAAUACAACAUCAACUAUAAGUCAAAAUGGAGGUACUGUUGUUAAUGGAUCGACGAUGAAAUUAGAUGAAAGUGAUUCGUUAUUAACACCAUCUGUACUCAAGCAAGUAGUAGAGGAAAUUCAAAGUUCGCGAGUAGAAGAAAGCCAACCACAAAAGACUGAAAUGUUAAGUGAACAGUUGAGUCCAACGGAGAGUUCACAAAUUAAACAAGAAGAAGGAACUGAAAAUGUUGAAAUAAAGAAAGAAACAGAAGGUCAAAGUACUUCAACAGAAUCAAAGAUAAAACAAUCGGAAGAUGUGCAAACAAUUGUCGAAGGAGCUGCAGCAGUAGUGGAAAAAACUUUAGAGCCUUCUUCUUUGGAAUCAACGUCAAUAGAAUGUCCAAUUAGGCCUACUAGAACAAAAGAAAUAUCUAUACCUUCUACACCAACUGUAACAGAACCUACUCCUCCAACUAGUCCUGUAGAUGUCGGUACACAAGAUGUAGAAAGCCAAGGAAAGACUGCUAAAAAAACUACAAAAAAGAUUGCUAAAAAAGCAAGCGUAGAAAGUGAUUCAGCAGAACGAGCUGAUACUGAUACUACUGAAAAAAAGACUGCAAAGAAAGUCGUUAAAAAGGUUGUGAAAAAACCAAAAGAAAGUCAGGAAGAAGGCGGAGAAUGCUCUAGUUCUACUGAUAAACCUAAAAAGACUGGAAAAAGCACAAAGAAAAUAAUAAAACCUUCGUUAAGUUUAGAAACUGAUACAUCUAUUCCUGAAACUCCACCGCCUGGUAAUUCUGAUGUACCAGUUCCCCCAAAAAGGAAAGUUAAAACUUCUGCAUCCAAUAAACCUGCAUCUACUGCUCCAAAAUCUGAUACAGGAUAUAAUAAUUGUUUAAGUGAAAAAAGAAAAAUGUCUGAAUCAGAGGGAAGUAACUUUUCCGAUAAUGAAAGUGAACAUGGUGGAAGAGGUAGUGAAAGCGACCAGGAAGAAAAUCGUAGCGUUUCUCGUAGCAGAAGUCCUUCCAGAUCAGCCUCUAGGAGUCCUUCAAGAUCUCGAUCACGUUCUAGAUCAGGAUCUGGGUCAGAAGAUGGAGAUGAUAAAGCUGACGAAGCUGAAGAGGCUAGGUCUGAUGAAGAGGAAGUCGUGGAACCAGAAGAUGAACCAGAAGGUGAAGAUCUUGAUGGUAGUAGCGAAUAUGAUGAAGAAGAAGAAGAAGAAGAUGAAGAUAGGCCUAGAAAGAAAAAGAAAAAAGACAGAUUUGGUGGAUUUAUCAUUGAUGAAGCUGAAGUAGAUGAUGAAGUAGAAGAUGACGAAGAAUGGGAAGAAGGAGCUCAAGAAAUUGGUAUCGUAGGCAAUGAAGUGGAUGAAUUAGGACCUACUGCGAGAGAAAUUGAAGGAAGACGUAGAGGCACUAAUCUUUGGGACUCUCAGAAAGAAGAUGAAAUAGAAGAAUACUUGAGAAAAAAGUAUGCAGAUGAAUCUGCAGCUGCUCGUCACUUUGGUGAUGGUGGUGAAGAAAUGAGCGAUGAAAUAACUCAACAAACUUUACUUCCUGGAGUUAAAGAUCCUAAUCUUUGGAUGGUCAAAUGUCGUAUUGGAGAAGAAAAAUCAACGGCGCUUUUAUUGAUGCGAAAGUUUAUUACAUAUCAAUUUUCUGGGGAACCACUUCAAAUUAAAUCAGUUGUUGUACCGGAAGGUGUAAAAGGUUACAUUUAUAUAGAAGCAUAUAAACAACCUCACAUAAAAGCUGCUAUAGAAAAUGUUGGUAAUUUAAGAAUGGGCAUAUGGAAACAACAGAUGGUACCGAUUAAAGAAAUGACUGAUGUAUUAAGAGUCGUUAAAGAACAAACAGGAUUAAAGGCUAAACAAUGGGUCCGAUUAAAAAGAGGCAUUUAUAAGGAUGACAUAGCACAAGUAGAUUACGUUGAUUUGGCACAAAAUCAAGUGCAUUUAAAAUUAUUACCAAGAAUAGAUUAUACUCGGCCUCGUGGUGCAUUGAGAACAGCUCAAAGUGAAUCAGAAGCUUUAAAAAGAAGGAAAAAGAGAAGACCACCUGCGAAACCAUUUAAUCCUGAAGCAAUUCGUGCUAUUGGAGGGGAGGUUACUAGCGAUGGAGAUUUCUUAAUUUUUGAAGGCAACAGAUAUAGUCGAAAAGGAUUUUUGUAUAAAAAUUUCACGACAAGUGCUAUUGUAGCAGAAGGAGUUAAACCGUCCCUUUCAGAACUAGAAAGAUUUGAAGAAGCACCAGAAGGUGUUGAAAUAGAUUUAAGUGGAGCUCCAGCAACAGGAACACCUGCUGGAAAAGAAGAUCAAGCGGUAACACAUUCCUUCAGCAAUGGUGAUAACGUAGAAGUAUGCGAGGGUGAAUUGAUAAAUUUGCAAGGAAAAAUAGUCUCAAUAGAUGGAAACCUAAUAAUGGUUAUGCCAAAACAUGAAGAACUGAAAGAUGCUUUAGAAUUCCGAUCAUGCGAGUUGAGGAAAUAUUUUGUUAUGGGUGAUCAUGUUAAAGUAGUUGCUGGAAGAUACGAAGGAGACACUGGUUUGAUUGUUAGAGUGGAACCAAACAGAGUUGUUUUGUUCUCUGAUUUAUCAAUGCACGAAUUGGAAGUGCUUCCCAGAGAUUUACAAUUAUGUUCAGAUAUGGCAACUGGUGUUGAUAGUUUAGGCCAGUUUCAGUGGGGUGAUUUAGUUCAACUUGAUGCUCAAACAGUUGGCGUUAUAGUUCGUCUUGAACGUGAGAAUUUCCAUGUUCUUUCUAUGCACGGUAAAGUAAUCGAAGCUAGACCACAAGGAUUAACGAAACGUCGAGAAAAUAGGAACGCAGUUGCGUUAGAUUCACAACAAAAUCCAAUACAAAAAAAAGAUAUUGUUAAAGUAGUCGAUGGACCACACGCAGGAAGAGGUGGUGAAAUAAAACAUCUUUAUAGAAGUUUUGCAUUCUUACAUUCAAGAAUGUUUGUUGAUAAUGGAGGCAUAUUCGUAUGUAAAACAAGACAUUUACAACUUUCUGGUGGAAAUAAAUCAGGUGUUACAUCUAUGUCACCAAUCUCAGGAUUUAUGUCACCAAGAAUUGCAUCUCCGAUGCAUCCCAGUGGGGGUGGAAUGGGCCGAGGUGGUGGUGGUGGUAGAGGCAGAGGUCGUGGUGGAGGUACAAGAAGAGACAGGGAAUUAAUAGGAACUACAAUCAAAAUAACUGGUGGACCUUACAAAGGAAACGUAGGCAUAGUUAAAGAUGCUACAGAAAAUACUGCACGUGUAGAAUUACAUUCUACGUGUCAAACAAUAUCUGUGGAUAGAUCUCACAUAGCGAACGUUGGAGUACCAACAAAAGAUGGUGGUUUCAGCAGUUACAGUCGUACACCAGCAUAUACAGCUGGUGGACAAACACCAAUGUAUGCAAGAGAUGGUUCCAAAACUCCUAUGCAUGGAUCUCAAACACCUAUGUACGAAAAUGGUUCACGUACACCUCAUUAUGGUUCUAUGACUCCAUCCCAUGAUGGUUCACGAACACCUGGUCAAUCUGGUGCUUGGGAUCCUACAAUCACCAAUACCCCAGCUAGAACAAAUGACUUCGAUGGUUAUGGCAUGGAAGAAGCUGGUUCACCAGGAUAUGUAUCUGGUUAUCCUUCUACUAGUAAUCCUUUCACUCCUCAAACACCAGGUACUAUGUAUGGAUCUGAGCAAAGUUACAGUACAUAUCAAGCGAGUCCUAGUCCUGCUGGUAGUGCGACUGCAAGUCCAAGUCCUGCAGGUUAUGUUGCUACACCAUCACCAAGUGGAACUGGAUAUACUACAAGUCCUCAUGGAGCAUUCGCUACUCCCUCACCAAUGGGUUACAGUCCUAUGACACCAGGAGUAGCAGGAAGUCCUUAUAAUCCACAAACACCAGGUUCAGGUUUAGAUGCUGGAUCUGGUUCUGGAAUGAUUAAUAAUACUGAAUGGCACACAACAGAUAUAGAAGUACGAAUACGAGAUUCCCAUCCGGAUCCUGCAUUAGUUGGACAGCAGGGUAUAAUAAGAGGAAUUUCUGCCGGUAUGUGUGCUGUGUUUCUACCAGUAGAAGACAGAGUCGUAAAUUUGGUUUGCGAUCAAUUGGAACCUGUAGUACCUUCAAGAGGAGACCGAGUGAAAGUAAUCGUUGGAGAAGAACGAGAAGCUGUUGGAACUUUACUUUCGAUAGACAAUCAGGAAGGUGUUGUUAAAUUGAACACCGACGAAGUUAAAAUGUUACAUUUACGAUUUUUAUGUAAAAUGAAGUCGUCCUAAUCUUUCCAUUUUUACAUCUACAAAAUUUGAAAGUAAUAUACGCAUUUUGAAAUAUUAAUAUUAAUAU
Molecule: messenger RNA, 6480 nt
Organism: Polistes dominula (European paper wasp)
Lineage: Eukaryota; Metazoa; Arthropoda; Insecta; Hymenoptera; Vespidae
Gene: Spt5
Product: Transcription elongation factor subunit Spt5
Biological process (GO): regulation of transcription by RNA polymerase II; regulation of DNA-templated transcription elongation; transcription elongation by RNA polymerase II
Cellular component (GO): DSIF complex
Molecular function (GO): protein binding; mRNA binding
Source: RefSeq, a predicted model, not a curated record